CAAAAGGUUACGUAUUUUUGUUUUUACAGGAAUUGGAAUAUUUAUCAGAAAGAUACAGUGGAUGUACACACAUGGUGUUGAGAAACGUUUGAGUACCCCAAAAGUAGAAAAUCUACCUUUUUUGCAGAAUUGAAAACCGUGUUGAAAUUGCAUAACAUGGAUUGCUCAACAUCCAAAUUUGAGAGGCUGUACUGUAUAGUGCUGCUUUUGAAUGUUGUAUUUUGGGGUGAGGGCUGCACAGAUUACAAUGCUAUUUAUGGGGAGAGAUAUAUCGGUCCAGUGGUUUCUAUGGUUACCAUGGUGGGACUACAGCAGUGUGUUAAGGAAUGUCUAGCCAGACCCGCUGACUGUGGAGGCGUGAACUACAGAAAAACGCACUUUCUCUGUGAAAUUGUGAGAGAAAUAAACCAAACUGAACCAGCCUCGGAGUACGUUAGAAUUCCACUUGAUGACUCAGAAUGUAUCUCGUGUCUACCAGUCGAGAAAUGUGUCCGAUUAUCCAGCAAUCAAACGCAUUGUGCCAGGGAUGACAACGAACAGAAUGACUGCACUGCGAUAUACAGGAUUUCACCGUCUUCACCCAGCGGACUGUAUCAAAUCAAAAUGCCGGUUUUUGGUUUUGUACGUGUUUUCUGUGAAAUGGAAACCGAUGGAGGGGGGUGGACGGUUUUUCAGCGUCGAAUGGACGGCUCCGAAGAUUUUUAUCGAACAUGGACGGAGUACAAGGAUGGAUUUGGAAAUCUGACAUCUGAAUUUUGGCUAGGUAAUGACAAACUGCACUAUUUACUGAGUCAAGGACCGUACGAGUUCCGGAUGGACAUGGGUGAUUUCAACAACCAGACACGUUAUGUAAAAUACACCAGUAUUACUCUUGGAAACGAGGCUUCUAAGUACGUCAUAUCUUUGAGCGGAUUCUCUGGAAACGUCGGUGAUUGCUUUACAUCAGGACAACCAAUAAAUAAUAUGAAGUUUACAACAAAGGAUCAAGACAACGAUGCCUACCCCGAAAACUGCGCAGUUAAGUAUCCAUCUGGAUGGUGGCAUAACAGUUGUCAUUGUGCUAACCCGAAUGGCCUCUACUUGGCUGGAGAAACAGCAGUGUAUGCAGAGGGCAUCAUGUACAAACCGUGGCUUACCGAGUACUACUCGCUGAAAACUAUUCAACUGAUGGUUAGAAGAGUUGUGUAGAAAAGUGUAAGCUACAAGGUUAAAUGUAAAGUUAGAUCGGUCUGGGAAAGGACAAGACGGGAGUUAGAGCAGACUACAAGGGGUGUGGAAAUAGUAUACACCUAUUUACCGGCUAUGAGGACAAUAGCAAGUUUAUUGUCCCCCAAGACAGCAACCAUUUCGCGACGCGAAAUCGUUGAUGUCGAGGGGAACAAUAAACUGACUAUUGUUCGAAUAGUCCGUGAAUAGGUGUUUUAUCAUACCGAAGUAGACUUUACUUGUGUCAGACAUACCGAAGUGAAGUAAACUAACAUUCGUCAUUAGCCUAGAUGGAAUCGACCGAGGUGAUUCGAGUGAUAAACUAAUUAAAAUCAGAUUUUGACGUCACAGAAAAGAAAACGCGGGAAAAUAUAGCAUGCGGUAAAUAGUUUCGAAACUAUUUCCCUAGGGCAGAUAGUUCAGAAACUAUUUCACGGCUAGCGUUAUCCAGAAGAAAUAACAAAUUUAUUCACCUAACAUUUAUAUAACUAAAACAUUCUGAGGUAUAAUAAUACACGCUGUAUUAUACUAUGUAUAAUAGUAUAUAUCAUUAUCAGAUAUUUAAAACCAUGUUGAGGAAGAAUUCUUUCACUGACUUGAUGAUGUCCUUCCAUUUCUACGAGAAUCUUUCAGAUCCCCACAUGAUGCAUGGAUUCUCACGCAACCAAUAAAGAUACAUUUAUUCUGUGGAUGAACAAAUUCGCAUGCAACAUGUACGGUUAACCUAAAUCUAACAUUUCUUUGGAUUCAUUUUCUCUUCAUCAAUCUAUAGAAAAGUAUUGGAAAAGAGAUCUUGCAACCAAUUUCAAAGAAUUAUCACGAUAGAAUUUGUAUCGCGUAUUGGAAACUUAAGAAAGAGAUCAAUAGAGAUUGGUUGUCAAUCAGUUAAACACGAAUAGCUUCUCACCCUAAUGUUUUCUAGUACUUAAUAUUCGUCAGCGUACAUAUCACGAUGUUUCGCUAAAUUCACAGGUGUAAGUAAUUUUUAGAAGACUCUGAUCGGAACUACUAGUGCAUGAUUGAAAUCGUUAACAUUGGACAUCUCUCUGUGUUACAUUUAUUGUAUUAAUAACACACAAUGAUGUGAAAUAG
This is a messenger RNA of Ostrea edulis (European flat oyster), 2298 nucleotides long. RefSeq names its product ficolin-2-like. The transcript is spliced from 6 exons. Lineage: Eukaryota; Metazoa; Mollusca; Bivalvia; Ostreida; Ostreidae. The record is from RefSeq and is a predicted model, not a curated record. Bases 157 to 1188 code for a protein of 343 amino acids.